GCCAAUCUGCCAGAUCUCCCGGAUUUUUAAACCAUCGCGAGCUCCUGAGCAGAGUGGGACGAGAGAGAGAGUGAGAAAUGGCGCCCGAUCACCACCACCAUCCGUCGACCGAUCAGCUGGUCACUCUCUUCCACAAAUCCCACCACGGUCUCACCGUGAUUCAUCACCGGCUCGAGAGGGAGUUUCAUCAGGUUUAUCCCGACAACGCAAAUCCGUUGAAGCUGGUUUCCAGGAUCAAGAAGGUGCUGGAUGACGUGUCAUCCUUGAAAGAUCAAUGCCAGGAACUUCUGGCAGCCAAACAGGAGUUAAUUGACCAGGCACGGACAACUCUUGUUGGAAAUAGAAGCUUACUCAGGAAGAUGCAAGCAUCUAUGUCCAUUCCCUUGACGAGUGAUUCUGAAGAUCCUGCAUAUGCCAACUUUAACCAGAUUAUUGACGAGUGGACGAAGCAAGUCCAAUCAGCAUCGGUUGGUUGUUCAGAUUCAGAGUGCAUGUGUAAAUAAAACCCAAGUCUACAUAGCUUUAGAAGUGGAGGACUGCUGUUUGGACUUGUGACUGCUAGAACCGUGAUUAUGUAGGCGACUCGCCUUUCAUCAUCUCUUAAAGCUGCAAAGAAAUGAAAUUGGGCGUAGCACAUAGAGCUUGGCAGCGAAUUUUGGCUGACUAUGGAAGCGAGCAAAAUGUCUGGUGAGAACCAACAUUAUGAGCAAAUAUCUCAAGCAGUUUCCUACCAUUC
Rhodamnia argentea is the source of this 736-nucleotide messenger RNA. RefSeq lists its product as uncharacterized. NCBI's taxonomy places the organism in Eukaryota, Viridiplantae, Streptophyta, Magnoliopsida, Myrtales, Myrtaceae. The record is from RefSeq and is a predicted model, not a curated record. The transcript has 5 exons. Gene Ontology annotation, biological process: chromosome segregation; mitotic cell cycle; cell division. The coding region runs from base 78 to 503 and encodes 141 amino acids. Gene Ontology annotation, molecular function: microtubule binding. Gene Ontology annotation, cellular component: spindle microtubule; outer kinetochore.